UUGUCAGGUGACACUUACAUGCGAGGGUCGGAACUGCUGAUAAUCUGUCUGGGAACAAACAUUUGGAAUCUGGAGUUGUAAACAGUCAAACUUGCAAUGGUCCUCAGUGUUUGGGGUUUUGUUUUGUUGCCAUGGUUUCUGGUGUCUGCAUCUGACCCCUGCCCUGCGCCACCACCAUGCACGUGCGACGACUACGCCAUCAGGUGCGAUGGGAAGAACCUCACCAAAAUACCGUCCUUCUCCCCUUCUCCUAAAAUGUAUCAUGAGGUCAGACUGUCCUACAACAACCUCACCGCCAUUCCUGCUGACGCCUUCUCCAAAGUCAAUGCAAUAACAAUCGAGAUCCAGCACAACCCGUCUCUGACGAACAUCCACCAGUUUGCUUUUCGUGGUCUGCAGCAUCUUCACGAGCUCCGACUUGACUCCAACAACAUCAGUGUCUUGGCGCCAGGAGCCUUCUCCGAUCUCCAGUCCCUGACAAUGAUGAGUAUCUCUCACAACCGGAUGACCAAGAUGCGGAAUGGAACGUUCGUCAAUCUCCCGAAACUGGAGUUUCUUUUUCUGAACAAUAACAAUUUGACUGAAAUUGAAACCCAAACGUUUGUGAAUUCAAGUAAUAUUGGAUUUAUUAACCUUGCCUACAACUCCCUCGAGACUUUGAACUACAGUGUCGUCUGCCACCUCGGACGUCUGACCGCAAUCAACUUGAAGGAAAACAAACUUAUCUGUUCUUGUUCGCUCAGCUGGCUGGAGCGAUGGCGGGAGGUUCAAGUUAUGACGCAGGCCGGAACACACCAGGUCUACGGGUUUUGCAGACGACAGGAUAUUAGCUUUGACUUAGAUCUGUUAUUCUAUGAGUUCCAUUGUGCAGACAUUGAAAAGUGUCACCCCGAGGCUAAACUUGUGGGAUGAUAUGCAUGACCGAGGCUGCAGAUAAUUUUCAGCAUCAGGAGUACGUACUCCUUAUUAUUUUAAUAUAGAAAUACUGGCAAAACUAGAGUAAGUUAGAGUACUGAAUGGAUUUUAGAUAUGCACCACAGCAUUGGUGCUCUCGAACAGACAGGUCAAUAAACAAUUGUUAAGA
Molecule: messenger RNA, 1084 nt
Organism: Haliotis rufescens (red abalone)
Lineage: Eukaryota; Metazoa; Mollusca; Gastropoda; Lepetellida; Haliotidae
Product: slit homolog 3 protein-like
Exons: 2
Coding region: 97-912 (271 amino acids)
Cellular component (GO): plasma membrane
Molecular function (GO): protein binding
Source: RefSeq, a predicted model, not a curated record